Molecule: messenger RNA, 5235 nt
Organism: Danio rerio (zebrafish)
Lineage: Eukaryota; Metazoa; Chordata; Actinopteri; Cypriniformes; Danionidae
Source: RefSeq, a predicted model, not a curated record
AUCUGCGAACCAACAAACACUACUAUGUAAAAAGGCUUGGCUCAUGCAUAUUAAUUUGUUACGUGACAAACGGCCCACAAAAGUUACUAGCUACGUCGGCGUGACCUUGUUAAUAUUAAUGAUAAAGCCUUCGCCAUAGUGUGGUUAGUAAUUACGCGACCCUCCCACACUUCCAUUCUCCGUUCAACGGCUGUCCUCAGCAUCCCCUCAGUGGUGAUGGCGUGUGUGGAUGCUGCUAAUGCGGCGGAGCCUGGGGCCUAACCAAACCGGUUAACGUUACCGGGGAACUCAAGAAACGAGGACGUGCGGUGCUGGGCAUUAUGAGCCUUACCUUCAACGGCCGGCUCCCGGAUCACUGCUGUAUCUCAUGUCAGGGUGUUUGUUCGCGUGAAACCAAGGAAUGAAGUGCUGCAACCAUGAUGCAAGGACUGAAAAAGCGUACCCGAAAGGCCUUCGGGAUACGAAAAAAAGAAAAGGACAGUGACUCCACUGGAUCACCAGACAAGGAAAAAUCAAAAAAAACUAAUGGGGCUCCUAAUGGCUUCUAUGGUGAGAUUGACUGGGAUCGAUAUAACUCUCCUGAUGUGGAUGAUGAGGGGUACAGUGUUAAACCUGGAGAACAAGGGGGAACAGCUCCAAAAGUCAAGACAUUCUUCUCCUCCAGCGAGUCAGAAGGAGAAGAGGAGCAUGGGAAGAAAUUUAAGAUCAAGAUCAAGCCAUUGACAGCAAAUAGUGGAAACUGCACAGUUUCUGCAAUGAAUGAGCUGAAGGCCUCAGUGGGGACACUGGCCAUAUCUCCUUCUCCUUUGAGAAAGAGUCCGAGGCGAAGUCCAUGCCCAGUGAAACGGAACCUGUCAAGUGAAGAGAUAGCCAGACCAAGACGAUCUACUCCAACACCCACUACAACCCCAGGGCCUAGUUCGGACCCAACCAGAGAAACCUCAACAGCAUUCUUUGGCCCACCAUUUGAGACCAAAUUUGAAGCACAUAACUCUGAAGUGUUCGCGGUUGAGACCGAACUCUGGUGUCAGUCCACUACUCUCUCCACCUGUGUUCUGAGCAGAUCUCUGCCUACUGGAGCUCCACCACCUCUUCCUCCAAAGAACAUUCCUGGUACUCCACCUGGACGAAGUUCCAGCUCAGUUGAAUCCUCUGGUUAUUAUAGUGUGGUUCCUAGUGUCAAAGGAGGUGGGUCAUCUUCAGUCUAUCAGGAGGCUGCAUUUUCUGACCCAGUUGGAGGGGUGUGUAUGCCUGAUUUGGACAGUGUUUUUGGACCUGUUGAAACAUCCAAAUCUGGAUCAGACAUGGUCCAGUGCAGCUGGGUGAACUUUGGUGAAGGAUCUCCUGCCAGACCUCCACCCCCAAAUGAACCUGCCCCUUCCCCACCACUGUCCUCAUCCCCAACAGACUCGCCUCCGGACUCACCCAUAACCUCACCCCUCAACCUGCCACUUCCCACCUCACCCCCUCCACUGUUUCACUCUAUCCCACCACCAGAUUCACCUCCACCACCACCACCCUCAGACUCUCCUCUUAGUCCCUUGGACCUUCCCUGCUGCUUUCAGAUCCCAGAAUCAGAGUUCGUCCAAGAGUCGCCUGUCACCCCUGCAAGUCCUGGAAUGCCCUUUCCUCCAAUGGACCAUUACCCUCAGCAUGGAGCCAUUCCCUCUGUUCUAGCAAUGACAGAGGACAGAAGAAGAACUCCUGACCUGGCAAGUGUGAGAGAUGAGUUUUCUGUGUUUGGCACAUCACCCAAAGACCUUGCAACAGGAACUUUCAGGGGAACCCCACCUCCACUGCCUCCUCCUACCUACAGAAGUGUGAUGGGCUCCCCAGGACCCGGCAGUGGGCCAUCGUCUCCUGCACGUGCUGGCACUCCUCUGUCUGCUGGCAGCCCCAUCCCACCUCUACCACCAAGACCAUCAUCACGACCUAAAUUACCUCCUGGAAAACCAAACCUAGCAGAUCCGGCCCGUCCAUUCAGCCCCCCCAUCCACUCCUGGAGUCCUCCUCCAUUUGCUCCUCUGGCAAGAGCUGAGAGCACAUCCUCUAUAUCCUCUGUCACUUCCCUGAGCGCAGCCUCCACUCCUACACUAGGCAGAGAACUCAACCUUUCUGUGUCAGGUGGGCCACAGAGCUGUCCCAAGUCAGUUUUGCAGAUUAUGUUGUGUGAUGCGUGUUCCAGAGGUCCAAGUCCUCUCACAAUGGGACCCCAGGACACACUACCAGUAGCAGCCGCUUUCACAGAGACCAUCAGCACCUACUUUAAAGGAGCAGAUCCCACUAAGUGUUUGGUGAAGAUCACUGGUGAGAUGGUGCUGUCUUUUCCAGCAGGGAUCACCAGACACUUCUCCAGCCAUCCCAGUCCACCAGUACUUACUUUUACCAUAAGCCAGUACAGCCGGCUGGAGCAGGUCCUUCCCAACCCGCAACUUCUGUGCUGUGACACCACACCACCUACAGGUGACAUGAAGGAGUUCUGGGUGAAUAUGCCAAACUUGUUAAGCCACCUGAAGAAAGUGGCUGAGCAGAGGCCACAGGCCACAUAUUACAAUGUAGACAUGCUGAAGUACCAGGUUUUAGCUCAAGGUAUCCAGUCCACUCCGUUGAAUCUUGCAGUGAGCUGGCGUGGUGAUGCCAGCAGUACAGACCUCAGGAUAGACUAUAAAUACAACACAGAGGCCAUGCCCACACCCACACCACUCACCAACAUCCUCUUCAUGGCAGCUGUGGACGGCGGCGUCAACAAACUGCAGGCCAUGCUUCCUCCUGCCACCUGGAAUCCAGAUACGCAGAAAAUAUCAUGGAAGAUCACAGAGCUCUCACAGACGUCUGAAAAUGGAGGAGUAGGUGCACUUCUGGCUCGCUUCCAGUUAGCUGAAGGCCCAAGCAGACCAUCUCAGCUCGCGGUGCAGUUUACCAGUGAGGGCAGCACUUUAUCUGGCUGUGAUUUUCAUCUCGUAGGUUCAGGGUACAGACUGUCCCUGGUUAAAAAAAGGUUUUCUGCAGGUAAAUACUUGGCAGACAACUGAACUGGCAACAGCUAUCACGUGGUAUGAAUGAGAUGUUAGGAUGCCCUUUUGGCACUACAAAGACACUUCAAUAACAUUUAUUUAUUUUAAUUAUUUUUUAUUUUAUUGAAACUACAGAAGUAAAAGACUCAAGAUCUCACUUAUAAUGUCUGGUGUUGAAUAUCAUCAGUGCGUUGUGUGUGUGUGUGUGUGUGUGUGUGUGUGUGUGUGUGUGUGUGUGUGUGUGUGUGUGUGUGUGUGUGUGUAUGUGUGUGUGUGAAUAUCAGCAUAUUUUGUGUGUAUAUGAUAAAACUUCAGGAAAAAUGCAAUACUUGGACUUUUUCUUGCAGAAAGCCGUUUCCUUUUUCACUACUGAAUCUUUUUUCUCUCUCUGUUCCAACCCAAUCUUAGUUCAUGCCAAAAUUAAGAUGAUUUUUAGCUUAAACCAUUAUUUUUAUUGAUUCACCAAAUACAUGUCAACAGCUACCAGCACUUUGAGAGUCAAAAAAGCAUAUAGUUACAAGACACUGAAACAUGCUUGAUUUGCCACUAAUUUGUAUUUUGUAUUUUGGACUCCUAAUGUACCAGUAGACAUUUCAUUUUUUAUGAAUCACCAAGAAUUGAAAUUUAAUUAAUAAUCUCCUUUAUUGUCUUUAUGAUGAAAGAUUUAAUGGCAGGUUUUCAUUUUUAGGUAAACAAAACAAAAAAUAUACAUUUAAUUGUGAGAGUAAUUCCAUAUAUCAAAUGGAUCGAAUAGAAGACACUUAUUUAAAAAACAUUUAAAAAUGUACCAACCUCCAACAGAUAUGAGCAUCAUUAACAUUCAAUUGUGGUUGUAAAAUUAUUAUCUAAACGGGACUCAUUAUUAGCAAUGCCAGUGGCCGUUAAGCGAACGACAGUUAGUAAUUGAUGCUAAUGCUCAAAGUUAUGUAAGCAUAACUUACAAGAGACUGAAUAUAAUUCAGAGUUUCUUAGAAACUUUUUUUUUAAGUUUUAUCACAAUCUGUGCACCCUUUAUUGUUAACCAAGACACGUUUUGUUCUUUAUUAGCUGAUGAUUGCCCAGUCACCACUCAGUGUUAUUGAACAGACCUCUUAUUAAUAAAAUACAAUGAUCUGCUUCCACAGAAUAUUCCAUUUAGUAUCAUCUUAAAAUGCCUUGUGUCAGUGUUAACAUUGUUUUGAUUUUAUUGGUUAAGGCAUGUUGGAAUGCAUCACUUCUGCGAUACCGAAUUCCUUGAAAUAAAUUUAAGGAAUGGGUCAAAUAUAAACUUUUCCUUUUGUUUUUCCACAAUGUGGAUUCUAUUUUUCCUGAACAUUGUACUGUAGCAAUAUUUAAAACAACGUGUAUAAAUGUAAAAUAGGAAUUGUUAUUACUAUCCAAAACUCAUCAAAUGGACAGAGUUUCUAUGUCUUGUCAUAGAACAUAUUUCAAGUUAUUGUAUUUACAUGUCAUAAUGCACUUUAUAUUGUUAAAUAAUUCAAUUAAUUAUUCAAAUUAAUGUCAAUAAUUUCAUGCAUACUUAUGUGGUUUGUAAUUGAUUUGAACAUUCUGUUGACUGUUUCUAUUGAUCAAAAAGGGAAACAAAUGAAUCGGUACAGAAGAACACUACUCACAUCCUUGAUUACUUUUUUGUACUGUAUUGUGUUGUCAGCUCUUUAAUCAACGUCAUUGCAAAUCAUAUGUGGAUUAUUGCCUUUAAAAAUGUCAGACUACUAAUUCAGUUGUGUAGACACCUUAACUAGAAAAGCCUCAGAUAUCUUUAAUUAUAGAGACUUGGGUAUGUAUAUGUGUUUCUGGAUAGUCAUUGGUCAUAUCAUUUGUCUAAUCUGGUUUUAGUUAUGUGUCAACAUUAUUUUUGUCAUUACUUAUAAAGUGUACUUUAUUUCAGUUAUUUGGAGGCCUUACCUGACCUUAAAAUGGAGGAGUGCAUAAACAACUGCUGGCUGCAGAUGGUUUAUUUGUGUCUCCAUCUCUCAUUUUAAAAUAAGGAAAAAGAGUUUUUUUUGUUUUGUUUUUCUCCCACUUAAGUUGUUGUAUUGUGUUUUUCACCUAAUCAGAAUCCUGGUCGUACGUCAAUUAGAAAAUGGAAUAUGCAAACAUUUCAUGCAUAAAAUGACCUCUCCCCAGACUUAUGAGACUAUAGAGACUGAAAUGCUAAAUAUAUCAAAUGUGAAAAUAAUGUAAUGUCUUAAAAUUAAAGUUAUGGAAUACAUGUUCAACA